AUGAGCUUCGCACCUCUCAACCCUCGCCCUAUGCUUCAGGAGCUUGUCAGCAAGCAGGUUCUUGUUCGUCUAAAAUGGGGUGAGGUCGAAUACAAGGGAACCCUGGUCUCCAUCGACAGCUACAUGAACCUCCAGCUUUCUGGCACCGAGGAGUACAUCGCCGACAAGCCUACCGGUUCGCUAGGUCAAGUACUGAUCAGGUGCAAUAACGUGUUGUGGGUGCGCGGAGCAGAUGCAGGAAGCGACGCAGACGCUGCUAUGACUGGCUGA
This is a messenger RNA of Fusarium sp. VM40, 270 nucleotides long. Lineage: Eukaryota; Fungi; Ascomycota; Sordariomycetes; Hypocreales; Nectriaceae. The record is from the annotation of a GenBank genome assembly.